This is a messenger RNA of Dipodomys ordii (Ord's kangaroo rat), 1280 nucleotides long. RefSeq names its product family with sequence similarity 50, member A (gene Fam50a). Gene Ontology annotation, cellular component: nucleus. Gene Ontology annotation, biological process: chromatin organization. NCBI's taxonomy places the organism in Eukaryota, Metazoa, Chordata, Mammalia, Rodentia, Heteromyidae. The transcript has 13 exons. The coding region runs from base 79 to 1098 and encodes 339 amino acids. The record is from RefSeq and is a predicted model, not a curated record.
UCACGCAUCAGCUGACUUAAGGGCUGCCACCACCAAGACUCAACACAGGCCGCUGUCACAGUCUCCGGAGCUGCCGCCAUGGCUCAGUACAAGGGCGCCGCGAGCGAGGCGGGUCGCGCCAUGCACCUGAUGAAGAAGCGGGAGAAGCAGAGGGAGCAGAUGGAGCAGAUGAAGCAGCGGAUUGCAGAGGAGAACAUAAUGAAAUCCAACAUUGACAAGAAGUUUUCUGCACACUAUGAUGCUGUGGAGGCGGAGCUCAAGUCUAGCACCGUGGGUCUUGUGACCCUAAAUGACAUGAAGGCCAAACAGGAAGCACUCGUGAAGGAGCGGGAGAAGCAGCUAGCGAAGAAGGAGCAGUCGAAGGAGCUGCAGCUGAAGCUAGAGAAGCUUCGAGAGAAGGAGCGCAAGAAGGAGGCCAAGCGGAAGAUCUCUAGCCUGUCUUUCACGUUGGAGGAAGAAGAGGAGGGAGGCGAAGAAGAAGAAGAGAUGGCCUUAUAUGAGGAGGAGCUGGAAAGGGAAGAGAUCACCACCAAGAAAAGGAAAUUGGGGAAGAACCCAGAUGUGGACACAAGCUUCCUGCCUGACCGAGACCGGGAGGAAGAAGAGAAUCGGCUCCGGGAAGAGCUGCGACAGGAGUGGGAAGCCAAGCAGGAGAAAAUCAAGAGUGAGGAAAUCGAAAUCACCUUCAGUUACUGGGAUGGCUCUGGGCACCGGCGGACAGUGAAGAUGAAGAAGGGGAACACCAUGCAGCAGUUCCUGCAAAAGGCACUUGAGAUCCUGCGGAAAGACUUCAGUGAGCUCAGGUCAGCAGGGGUGGAGCAGCUCAUGUACAUCAAGGAGGACUUAAUCAUCCCCCAUCAUCACAGCUUCUAUGACUUCAUCGUCACUAAGGCCCGAGGAAAGAGUGGACCACUCUUUAACUUUGAUGUUCAUGAUGAUGUGCGACUGCUCAGCGAUGCCACUGUGGAGAAGGAUGAGUCACACGCAGGCAAAGUGGUGUUGAGGAGCUGGUACGAGAAGAACAAGCACAUCUUUCCUGCCAGCCGUUGGGAGCCCUAUGACCCUGAGAAGAAGUGGGACAAGUACACGAUCCGGUGAGCAUCCACGAGGAGGCAUGGUCUCAGCUCUACCCUGCACAAUCCCAUGUUUCCAGGACUACAGGUGCCUAGUUCCCCUGGGAUUGUGCCACAGCUUUGAAGAUGAAAGUUGUCCAUAUCCUGGUACCUGGUGUUGCUAUUACUGCCUUUUUCUUUUACAAUAAAGUCUAUGUCAGAGCUGUA